AUGGACCUCAGCUACGAUCCAGCCAACAUAAAAGGCCGAACAAUCCUCAUAACCGGCGGCGCAUCAGGAUUCGGCGCUGCAUUUGGCACACGCUGGGCCGCAGCCGGCGCCACCGUGAUCCUCGGCGACAUAAACCCAAGCGGAGAAGAAGUCACAGCACGAAUCCGACAAGAAACGCAGAACCCGAACGUGCAUUUCAUCCAACUGGACGUCACAUCAUGGACAUCGCAAGUGAAUUUCUUCCGCGAAUCCCUCCGCUUAAGUCCGCACGGCGGAAUCGACACCGUCGUCGCAAACGCAGGUAUCAACGAUGCACGCGAGGCUAGUGUCUUUGAAAAUCCCAAGGUCGACUACCUGAAUGAUCCAAGCCCGCCGGCUCCAAGCUUCAACACCCUUGAUGUUAAUAUCACCGGUGUGAUGUACACAGUGCAUUUGGCAUUGUUCUUUCUACCGAAGAAUCCCGACUCCAAGCCUUGUCGCGAUGUUGCCAGUGCCAGUGCCAGUGCCAGUGCCAGUGCCCCGGACUCGGAGAAUCAAUCUCGAAGAGAUAGACAUAUCCUUCUUCUUGGAUCUGUCGCAAGCUUACACCCGCUCAUGACACAAGCGCCGUACACCGUUUCCAAGCACGGAAUUCUGGGAUUAUUCCGGUGUCUGCGCAUUUCAGCUCCGAUUAGCGCCGGCGUGCGGGUGAACAUUGUCUGUCCAUAUUACACCGAUACCCCAUUCAUGCAAGCGCCACCGCGAGCGCUGCUGGCAGGCUGUCCGCUGGGAAAAAGCGAGGAUGUCGUCGAUGCAGCGUCAUAUUUGGUUGCGGAUAGGGAUUGUAUAGGUCGAUCGCUAGUCACAGGGCCGAAAUUGAAGCUUGAUCCUUCGACUGGCGGCGUUGGGCCCGAAUACCCUGAGAGCGGAGAUGGUUCCCAGAAACUAGAGGGACCGGUCUGGGAGUGCUAUCUACAUGACAUGGAUCCUGCGGAUAUCUUUACUCGGCGGAUGCUGACGGCUGUUAAUACGGCUGUGCAAGUACGGGGAUGGUCUGGUUGGGCGUAUGAUAUGGCGGGUGCUUUGACGUGGCCAGCACGUCAAUGGUGGAAUUCUCGAUCCGCUCGAAGAUAG
Molecule: messenger RNA, 1113 nt
Organism: Penicillium manginii
Lineage: Eukaryota; Fungi; Ascomycota; Eurotiomycetes; Eurotiales; Aspergillaceae
Product: short-chain dehydrogenase
Exons: 1
Coding region: 1-1113 (370 amino acids)
Cellular component (GO): cytoplasm
Molecular function (GO): oxidoreductase activity, acting on the CH-OH group of donors, NAD or NADP as acceptor
Source: RefSeq, a predicted model, not a curated record